AUGGCGAGCGACCUAGAGACCUGGGCUCAGGAUCAAAAAUGGCUUAGAACAAAGCUUGCUUUGACAUUCCUGGUUUUAUUCAUCGCGUUCAACUACAUUCGAACAGCAUUCAAGCCCGAUAUUCGUGACUUACCAGGGCCGUUGAUUGCACGCUUCUCAAAUCUGUACAAGCUCUACAUGGUCUACGAUGGUCGAUGCCACAUCAAGAACCUGGACUUGCAUGAGAAAUACGGUCCUAUGGUGCGCGUGGGACCGCGUCACGUUUGUAUCUCUGACACGGCUGCGAUGUCGACAAUCUACUCUAUUUCGACGAAGUUCGUCAAGAGCGAGUCUUAUACACCCCUUGGUUUCAAGUACAAAGGAAAACCAAUAGAUACACUGUUUGCUACGCAAGACCCUGUUAUCCAUAAGCGUCUCAGUGUCCCAGUCUCCCAAAUGUACUCGAUGACUUCAAUUCGGACACUUGAGCCUGGAGUAGACGAAUGCUCCGAUAUUUUCUUGAAGGCUAUGCAUGAACUCGAAGGGCAAGAGAUUGAUCUCGGUGUUUGGUUGCACUGGUGGGCUUUUGAUAGUAUUGGCGCUAUUACUUUCAACAAGCGAUUUGGCUUUUUAGAGAGGCGAGCUGAUAUUGAGGGGAUGAUAGACUCUCUCAAGAAAGGUCUUUUGUAUGGGUCCAUUGUCUCUCAAGUGCCUUUGCUACACCAGUAUCUACUUGGCAAUGAGACAUUCUUGUCAAUUUUAAAGUCCUUGCCGGGAUUUUUUGACCCGUUUGGUUAUAUGUGUUCGAUUGCGACGGAGCAGAUGAAAAGAUAUGACGAAGAAGAGAAUCAUGGCCAAAGAAACGACUUUCUGGCGUGGCUCAGAACUGAAGCCAACACGGGCAAGCACGAAGUCAGCGAGCCAGAUAUGAUCGGUUAUCUACUAGCCAACUUAACUGCUAGUAGUGACACCACUGCUAUCACACUCCGUGCCAUCUUUUAUUAUCUCAUGCAAGACCCCGAGUUGUUCAAGAAACUUCAUCAGGAAAUCGACGAUGCCGAUUCAAGCGGACGUCUCUCUAAACACAUCAGUUACGCUGAAAGCCUACAGCUGCCAUACCUACAGGCGGUCAUUAAAGAAGCACUCCGCCUCCAUCCAGCAGUAGCAGCACCGUUGGAACGUGUUGUUCCGCCAGAAGGAGCGACAGUUGGUGGUCAUUACCUCCGAGCCGGCACGAUAGUCGGGAUGAACCCCUGGGUAAUUCAUCGCGAUACAACCAUAUAUAGAACAGACGCCGAGAAGUUCCGCCCUGAGCGUUGGAUAGAUUCGUCUGAAGAGCAACUCAAGUUGAUGGGCCGAUAUUUUAUGGCUUUCGGGCAAGGUGCACGUACUUGCAUUGGCAAAAAUAUUUCACUUAUGGAAAUGGGUAAGAUUGUGCCACAGCUACUGCGGGAGUUCGAUGUAGAAUGGGCGUCGACUGAACCGGACUGGACGGUGAGGACGUAUUUCUUUUCUAUGCAGGAAGGCUUGAUCGUCCGACUAAAGCCAAACGGAACUGGAGAUGAGCAAAAAAAAAUCGGUGAUCUAGAGUUGGGAUCGUACUCACUUGCUGGAAAUAUUCCAUCCUGA
This is a messenger RNA of Penicillium canescens, 1608 nucleotides long. Its product is annotated as cytochrome P450. NCBI's taxonomy places the organism in Eukaryota, Fungi, Ascomycota, Eurotiomycetes, Eurotiales, Aspergillaceae. The record is from RefSeq and is a predicted model, not a curated record. Gene Ontology annotation, molecular function: iron ion binding; monooxygenase activity; oxidoreductase activity, acting on paired donors, with incorporation or reduction of molecular oxygen. The coding region runs from base 1 to 1608 and encodes 535 amino acids. The transcript is spliced from 8 exons.